This is a messenger RNA of Fusarium verticillioides 7600, 3434 nucleotides long. RefSeq lists its product as hypothetical. Gene Ontology annotation, molecular function: exopolyphosphatase activity; endopolyphosphatase activity. Gene Ontology annotation, biological process: polyphosphate catabolic process. The transcript has 2 exons. Gene Ontology annotation, cellular component: membrane; fungal-type vacuole. Lineage: Eukaryota; Fungi; Ascomycota; Sordariomycetes; Hypocreales; Nectriaceae. Bases 1045 to 3189 code for a protein of 714 amino acids. The record is from RefSeq and is a predicted model, not a curated record.
AUGAGACUCGACGGACCAGUCAAUGCAGGUAUCCACUGUUAGGAGGAAGGCUUUACAGAAGGGGGACCCUGAUGGCAUAUGCCAUAGACCAUUACGUACCUUAGGUACCUAUGUGCCUGAAUCAAGUCUUCAGCGGGCUGUUUUUUGUAACUGUUGGACCCUGAAUAUGAGAGCAGAUGGGUUUGAUUGAGGUGAAGAAUAUGUGAAGAGCUAUAGAGGACAAGCGACGUCUAAAUAUACAAAGACACAAUAUUGGAUAGCAAUUAAGCAGGCAUAACUGAUUGAAUUCAAGUAUCGCGUGUCAGUCAGUGUCUUAAUUCUGUCUCGUUGAUGCCCGUUCUCCUCGUCCAUUUGCACCAUUUGCUCUAGUACACGUGUAGCCCGCGCCGCUCAAGAUUGGCCGAUUUUACCGUCUUCCUCAACUUCAACAAUGGAUCACCAGGCGCCUCAGCGUGAGCACACGACAACGUGGGGGAGGGGGCAUCCACUGAAGAUACCGGGAACAGGUACUGUUCGUUAAUUUUGUCACUAUUUCGACUCCUGGAAUUCGAGUAUUUUAAACUCAAUGCUUCCCCUUUCCACUGUCGCUGUGAUAUUCUAUGCCAUCAGCCAGGGCAGUCUUGGCACUCUACCUACCUACCUUACACCGAGCAGUGGAUCCUCAUCGACGUAUUGAUUGAUCAUAGCUCAGGUAGGCUGGUUCUGUGGAAAUUAGUCUAUUAACGCCCUUUUCUUCUCCAUCAUCGUCCUUUUCUUUGUAUCAAGUAUUUUAUAAAGAUAUUAUCUUCAGUCAUACGCCCAUCACUAACGCGUCAGCCAGAAUCAGAGCGUGUCUUUGUGGCUUGGACAGGAUCUUACCCCUUGAAAGCUGCUACCUUGCAAGAUUGACUCUGGAAUGACCUCACACCUUCAAUAAUUUCAUACCUGGACCUGGUAUCUUACUUCAGCAUCACUUCUUCACCUGGCCAUCACCAAAAUUCGACUGCUACACCGAACAUAAACGGAAUACAUAUCAAAUACAGAGUACAAUCUAAAACGGAUAAAAUGGCACUCUCAGGCGCCCGACUGCUCGUGGCAGCCGCCCUACUACUCCCUAGCGUCUCUUGUUCACCAAUUUUCGAGGCUGGCCAAAAAGUUCUCGAUUCAAUUACAUGGACAAGCGAUUCUACAGAGACACCGCAUAUCCGACAAUCGGGUCGCAAACUGAAUGGAAAAUUCCUGCAUAUAACAGAUUUUCACCCUGACGAAUUCUACAAAGCACAUUCAUCAACAGCCCAGGGCGUCGCAUGCCACCGCGGCAAGGGCCCUGCAGGUCUAUAUGGCGCCGAAACUACCGACUGCGACUCUCCCGUGGACCUCGUCGACGCGACGUUGGAAUGGGUACGGAAGAAUGUCAAGGAUGAUAUCGACUUUGUUGUAUGGACCGGUGACACCGCGCGCCACGAUAGCGACGAGAAGCUACCACGAAGCUCGAGCCAUGUUUUGGAUAUGAACCGGAAGGUCGCCAGAAAGAUGGUCAAGACAUUUUCUGAUGACGGAGCCCUUACCGUCCCUAUUAUCCCAACUUUUGGCAACAACGAUUUUCUGCCGCACAACAUUUUCUAUCCCGGGCCAAACAAGUGGCUGCAGGCCUAUAGCAGUAUAUGGCAUCGCUUCAUCCCCGAGGAACAGCGACACUCCUUCGGAUUUGGUGGAUGGUUCGAGGUUGAGGUUAUCCCCAAUCAACUGUCCGUCAUCAGCCUCAACACCAUGUACUUCUUUGAUCGAAAUGCUGGCGUUGACGGAUGCGCAAUUCCGUCGGAGCCUGGUUUCAAGCAUAUGGAGUGGUUGAGUGUUCAACUUCAGCGGUUACGCGAGCGUGGAAUGAAGGCUAUCCUGAUCGGCCAUGUUCCUCCCGCCCGGACAGAGAACAAGCAGAAUUGGGACGAAACUUGCUGGCAAAAAUACACUCUCUGGCUGAAGCAGUUCCGCGAUGUUGUUACUGGCUCCCUUUACGGCCAUAUGAACAUUGACCACUUCCUGUUCCAGGACACCAAAGACAUUGACCUGAGCCUUUAUGACAAAGCAGGGACUACCCGAGAACCCACGGAUGACGACUUUUCCGUCGAAUCAAAGAGCGACUACUUAAUAGAUCUCAGAAAGUCCUGGUCUAACUUGCCAGGCUCAGCUGCAAAGGCACUAGAAGAAGAUCCAGAUCUAGACGCCGAGGAUGAACUUGAGACGCAAGACGAAGAUGCCGACGAGUUGAGGAAUAGAAAGAAGAACAAGAAGGGAAAGAAGGGUAAAAAGAAGAAGGGCCACGGCAAGAUCGGAGGCAAAUACGGAGAACGAUAUCAGGUAUCUCUUGUUAGCCCCAGCGUCGUCCCCAAUUACUUCCCGACUAUUCGCAUAAUCGAGUACAAUAUUACCGGCCUGGAGGAUGCGCCAGUCUGGACAGACUCAUUCGACAUCAACUCAAAAGUUGCCGAAGAGCUUCCCGACUUUUCCGAGGAUGAGGAAGCCCACCAGGAACUCAAGAGAGACCUCGAAGCUGAGCGAAGGAAGAAGGGCAGAAAAGGCAAGAAGGGGAGGAAGGGGAGGAAGGGAAGAAAGGGCAAGAAGAAGCCCAAGAACCCUGAACUCGUGAUCCCACCAGCUCCCCCAAAGGGAUCACCUCCCGGCCCCGCAUACGCUCGCCAGACAUUCACCUUCAUGGGAUACACACAAUACUUUGCCAACCUCACCUAUAUCAACAAUGAUCUUACCGACUUGUCUGAGACAAGCAAGUGGCGUGACGGCGAUUUCAGUGAUGAAGUACCCAACCACGAUAAGCCACAGCCCAAGAAGUUCAGAUAUGAGGUUGAAUACAGCACUUUUACCGACAAGAUCUUCAAGCUGCCCGACUUGACAGUUCGAAGCUACCUCAGGCUAGCGGCUAGAAUCGCUAAGAGGAAGACGAAGAAGGGCAAGGGCAAGGCAGCUAAAGAGUACAAUGAGGAUUUCGAAGACGAGCCAGACUCAGAUUCAGACGACGACACUGAACUUCCAGAACCUGAAGAGGGUGACUCUGGUAUCGACUUCAGCGCUACUAGGGGCAAGAAAGGGAAGAACAAGAGAAGGAAGACCAACAAGGUUUGGAAGCAUUUCCUCCAAGAAGCAUUCGUCAACACUAUACCCGAGAAGCAACUCAAGAAGUGGUCACGGAGAUGAUCCGAGAUAUGUAGUACAGGAUAGCGACUGACUUGAAAACUUUAUGAUUGGCAUUUUAGCGAUGAGAUGGAUGGAACAGGCAUAUAUGGCGUUAAUGGCGCAUAGAGAGCAUAAUUGUUAGAAUAACUAAAGGUACAAGAUCCUAUGACUACACUGUCGUUUUCUCACAACAUUUUGAUUCAAAAAUCAUUCACAUUUCUUGCCCAAAGGCUCCCUUUGCCGGGGACAUUAAGAAACAUGGGGUA